Molecule: messenger RNA, 2328 nt
Organism: Paramormyrops kingsleyae
Lineage: Eukaryota; Metazoa; Chordata; Actinopteri; Osteoglossiformes; Mormyridae
Product: rac GTPase-activating protein 1
Biological process (GO): mitotic spindle midzone assembly; Rho protein signal transduction; mitotic cytokinesis
Cellular component (GO): nucleus; cleavage furrow; spindle midzone
Molecular function (GO): GTPase activator activity
Source: RefSeq, a predicted model, not a curated record
ACUGAAGGAUUUUAAGUAGUUUGCAUGAGUGGUUACAAAAACCUUGCCCCGUUUAUAGCUCUGUUUUUGUGCGAUUUCUAUUUACAAGCCAUUAAUAAUACUAGCGCGAUGGGGGAACUCGACAGAGAGCUGUUGAGCCUGUAUCUUCAAAAAACCGGCGAUGAACUCGAGAUUAUUCAGAUUGUGGUGACCUAUGAAGACGUUAGGAAGAAAUGGCUACAGGCUGAGCUGGAGCUCAAGAGGCACAAAGACCUGCUGGUCAAGGCAGAUGUGGCCCGUGCUUCGCUGGAGGUGAAGCUGAAGCACGCCAGGAACCAGGUGGACGUGGAAAUCAAAAAGCGCUACAAAGCUGAGGCAGACUAUCAGUAUUUGGAGCGGCAGAUGCAGUUGAUUUGUGAGAUACUGGUUAACGACAGCAAGUCGAGUGCUUGUCUGAAUGACGAACAGCGAUCCGUGCUAGCUAACAUCAAUCACCGGGGAGCACAGUUACCUCUUCAGAAGACUAAGCGGUUAUCAGUUAUCGAUGAAUCUUCCUUCCUGUUCCACUCGGAUGUCAGUUAUGACCGAAGUGACGAUGACCUGGAUCUGGACACAACCGUGAUUAAACCCCACAAGUCCAGAGCACGGGAGAAAAGGCGGUCAUCCAUGGGCCCAAGCUUUGGCCCUCCUGUCCAGAGACGUGGGCGAGGCAGUGGACGAUCCGGAGACCUGCUCGGUGGACGGAUGACUGAGAGGGAGAUCGAAACCACUGUGACGGCAUCAGUUACCACACCUGAGAACGGCGCUCAGAUCCACAUGGUGAUAGACAUCACCCAGGACAAGGCUGAGGCCUCCAAGACUCUACAGCACUUCCCCCAAGCGACCGAGCAAACGUCUGUUUGGGCUGCCACCGACGAGACAAGUGCUGAAAGCGAGAUCGCUGAAGUGGGUUGCGAUGUGAAAGACGUCAAUAUGCAGCAGGGCUUUACUCCCACUGCGGGCAAAGUCGUACAGCAUGUCUUUCUGUCCAAAACGGUUAUCCGACCUGAAGUGUGUGUAGCGUGUGGGAAGAGGAUCCGCUUCGGGAAGGUGGCUUUGAAAUGCCGGGACUGCAGAGUAGUGGCCCAUUCGGAGUGUAAGCACCUGUGUCCCGAAGCCUGCUCCCUCACAGUCCCAGGACCCAUCCAGAAAUCCCCUGAGGAUGUCUUGGAGAGUUUUGCUCCUCCCACCCAUCCUCGGAUUCCACAACUAAUAGUGCAGUGUGUCAACGAAAUAGAAAAGCGAGGACUGGAAGAGAGGGGAAUUUACCGCGUGCCUGGAGGUGAGCGCCUGGUGAAGGAGCUGAGAGAGAAGUACCUCCUUGGGAAAGGACCGCUCGCGCUCAGUAAGGUGGACGAGAUCCAUGCAGUCUGCGGCCUCCUCAAGGACUUCCUGAGGAAACUUAAAGAGCCUCUGGUUACCUUCAAGCUGCACCAGACGUUCAUAGAUGCCUGUGACAUUGACGACGAGGACAACAGCACCGCGGCAAUAUUCCAGGCCGUCGGGGACCUGCCGCAGGCUAACAGGGACACGCUAGCCUUUCUCAUGCUGCACCUGCAGAAAGUUAUGCGGAGCCCUCGGUGUCAGAUGGGUCUGAAUAACUUGUCCCGGGUAUUUGGACCCACCAUUGUCGGUCAUGGCACCAUGGAACCUUCCCCGCGGACUAUCAUGAAAGACACAAAUGCACAGUCUAAAGUGGUGGCCCGAUUACUGUCUCUUUCCACGGAUUAUUGGAAGCAGCUUGUGGUGGUCGAGAGGGACCAGGUCAUCUCGUCAGUGAUUGAUGCUAACCUCAAUAGCGAUACGAACAACACAGACAGAGACCGCCUGUUCAGACCCCUGACCUCUCCGGAGCUGAGCAAAUGCCAUAAGAUUCCUGGCAGUGGGGCUCUCAGGGGCAAAUUCAAGAACCUAGGCACUGCCUUCAAUAACACAAACAAGAGCAAGAUGGACAUAAGCAAGAGAAAAUUCUUUACAUCGCCAAGCUAAUUUAUUUUAAUCUAGUUUCAACAGACUUAAUUACUAUAUAAUGUACUAUUACAGAAAAAAAGUGGAUGAAAAUGUUUUAAGUGUGUAGAAUUGAGUAUUUGGGAAAUGGAGGUAAUGUCAGUUUCUGAAUAUUAUUUGGGACCAUUAUGUAACUGAGGUUGAAUAACAGCAGUUAAAUGCAGCCCACAUGAAGAUUAAACAGCAGAGUUGCAUUUUUAACUAGAUUUUGACAUGAACUCCUCUAAACAGUCAUAUUUGACUGUAGGAAAGCACUGAACUGAUUUAAAGCACUUCAAGAUGAAAAUAAAUGAAUAAAAUGCA